Messenger RNA from Orbicella faveolata, 2781 nucleotides. RefSeq names its product fatty-acid amide hydrolase 2-A-like. The record is from RefSeq and is a predicted model, not a curated record. Gene Ontology annotation, cellular component: endomembrane system. Lineage: Eukaryota; Metazoa; Cnidaria; Anthozoa; Scleractinia; Merulinidae.
AGGGAAAGAAGGAAAAUGUCGAGCAACGAUGUGUUCCAGACACCUAUUCAUAACUACCUGCAACUUCCGGCAGUAACACUUGCGUCGAAGAUUCGCCGUUUAGAAAUCGGUGUUGAGGAACUUCUGGAAGUGUUCAUAGAGAGGAUAAAUGUCGUCAAUAAUAGCAUUAACGCUGUAGUGGCUGAUCGUUUCUCAGACGCCAUACUGGAGGCGAGAGAGAUCGAUGAAAUGCUUUCCGAAAUGACUCAAGAGCAAAGGGACGAACUAGAGAUUGCCAAACCCUUUUUGGGCCUACCGUUUACCGCAAAGGAAGCAUUUGCAGUCGCUGGCUUACCUAACAGUGGUGGACUUGUGGCUCGUAAAGAUCACAUAGCCAAAGAGGACGCUGUUGUUGUUCUUCGUUUACGACAGGCAGGGGCUAUCCCACUGGCUCUGUCUAACUGCAGUGAAUUGUGCAUGUGGUGGGAGUCGGCGAAUAGGGUUUAUGGCAGGACUUGCAAUCCUUAUGACAGAUCUAAAAUAGUUGGAGGAAGUUCUGGAGGAGAGGGUGCGAUUAUUGGAGCAGCUGGAUCAGUGUUUGGGGUGGGAUCAGACAUUGGUGGCAGCAUCAGAAUGCCAUCCUUCUUCACUGGAAUAUUUGGACACAAACCCAGUCCAAAUGCUGUGCCUAACACUGGUCAGUUUCCUGAUGCAUCUGGAAACAGACAACAGUUCUUGUGUACUGGGCCUAUGUGUAGAUAUGCAGAGGACCUCAAACCUCUUCUUAUGGUUAUGGCAGGAGAGCAUGCAAUAUCAACCCUGAGCCUUGCUAGUUGUGUAGAUGUAACAAAGUUGCGAUACUUCACUGUAGAAGAUUGUGGAGGACACUUUUUAGUAUCAAAUGUUGACCCUGAACUCAAACAGGCUCAACUGCAUGUCUGUCAACAGCUUCAGGAAAAACUUGGCAUAAAAGUGGAGACACUUAAAGUUGACAAACUUGCUUAUUCCCUUGAGAUCUGGUCAUCAAUGAUGUGUUCUGCAGCACAACAGCCAUUUUGUUUUUACAUGGGCAACCAAAAGUCCACAGUGAACCCCUUCUGGGAACUGCUGAAAUCAUGCGUUGGACUCUCCAACCACACUAUUCCUGCCAUUGGUCUUGGGAUGCUGGAGAAAUUUGAAAGUUUGACCCCUAGAAGUGUGUCAGAAUCCUUCAUCAAGAUGGGUGAAGAACUGAGGCUGGAACUUGAAUCAAUACUGGGUGAAGAUGGAGUAUUGCUUUAUCCAUCUCAUCCAUCGUUGGCUUUGAACCACAAUGUACCUUUGCUGUUUCCCUUUAAUUUUUCAUACACCGCUAUUUUUAAUGUUCUUUAUUUACCAGUUACACAGUGCCCUGUUGGGCUGAGUAAGUCAGGGUUGCCUCUUGGUAUUCAAGUGGUGGCAGCAAACAACAAUGAUCGCUUAAAUAUUGCUGUUGCUAUGGAGAUUGAGAGGCUUUGUGGUGGUUGGAAUCGAUUGUACAAACAAAAACAAAUGGCUCUAAAUACCGAGCAAUGAAUUAAGAAACUACUCCUUGCUAUAACAACUGUGUUAUAUUAUAGAUAAUAAAAAAAUUGCUUUCUUUUAAAUAUACUAAGUAAAUUUAAACACAAGAUACCGGUAAGUUUUAAUAUUUAGCCCUUCAAAGGGCUAAAUUCAGGCAAAAUUCAAGUUUAGUACAUCAGCAUAUAAUACAGUUACUUCCAGUACUUAAAUAAAGUAUUGUCUAAACUAUAACUUGAACCAAAAAUAGUAAAAUGUAACUGAAAAUUUUACUCUGAGUUAAAUAAAAAAUCUUAGGGCGUGGCAUAGCUCCGAAAAAUACAUUCUCUUAACGACUUUGUUACAGUGAUUUCAAAAGAAACGCAUUUUUCCCCAUUUUUGUAAUUCGGAGAAUUUUUCGAGUAAAACAUCAGUUUUCGAGAUGAAGCUUGCGAUGACUCGGAAAAAAAAAGGAAAAAAAAAAGAAAGGCGAUAGAAACAGGAAAUUUAAGUCUGAAAGAUGCAAGAGAAGCAAAAAUAAAAACAGAAAAUCUCGCAGCAAGUCUUGGGGAGGAAUUACUCGGCCCCCAAGCCAGUUUGAGGGUAAUUCCUUGUUCGCAGACCCAAUUCUUUUCCACUCGGGAAAAGGUUAUUUGGCCCUAUUCAGCCAGUUUUGAGAAUAACCUCCAUGAAAAAGCGUGAUUCAAACCCAAGACCUCUAGUAUCAGUGUUGCUUGACUGCCAAGCGAAUUGAAAUCGGUCAUUUUUCUGCUGUCGUGAGUUGAUCCUAAGUCCUGCAAACAACGAAUCCCACAUGUGAUGGACGUUACUCACCCAGAACCUGCACUGCCAGCUCCUCAGGCUUGCUGGGAAAAAAAAUUGCCGACUUCAGGGCUACAGGGAAUUUAGAAUCCAGGUUAAGGCUGCAAAUGUACCCGGCUUUUCCAAGCCAAGGAAGUGAGAUUAAAAAUUAUCAACUCUGUGUAUCGUGAAAACAAGUGAUUCCCUUUUCCUUGUACUAUUACAUGAAAUAACUUUGAAUGGUUAUAGACUGAUAGUGAGUACAUGGUACAACUUUGCUCUUUUUUUUAAUGUUUAACAAUAAAUAUCUGCGAUGAAAUAUUGCCUAAGGUCAUUUAAAACUCGUUUAAAAUUAAGGAAUCGACCACAUUUCCACCUUGACGAAACGUUCGUUAACGUCAUUGUCACGUCAAGUUGAAAGUUCAAAUAAAAGAACUGUGACUGAAAACGAAAUAUGUUUCGUUAAACAAAGAGUUUUGCAAG